AUGUCCCAGCAGGCUCAGCUGGGACGGGGUGCAGCGGUGACCCUGCCAGGAGGCCCCAAAGACCUGUGCAUUCCCGGAGUUCCUGGAGGCAGCACUGUGGGCAUGGGCUCCCCAGGUCUGCCCAGGAAGCUCCUGGUGGGACCACCUGCUGGACUAGGGGCAGGGGGUUGUGGUGGGGCCAUGCCUGUCCGCGUGCGGAGGAGCUGGCGAGUCUCCCAUGUGGCUCUCUGUGAGACGGGAGAUAUCUCCCACAACCUCCUCCAGGCACUGGACAUGGGGCUCCUGGCGAACCUCUCAGCACUGACGGAGCUAGAUGUAAGCAACAACAAGAUUUCCACGUUAGAAGAAGGAACGUUUGCUAAUUUAUUUAAUCUAAGUGACCUAGACCUGAGCGGGAACCCGCUCGAGUGUGACUGUGGCCUGGCCUGGCUGCCGCGCUGGGCGGAGGCGCAGGGGGUGCGCCUAGGGCAGCCCAAGGGACCCACAUGCGCUGGGCCAGGCCCCCUUGCCGGUAGGCCCCUGCUCAGCGUCCCCUUCCUGGACGGCGGCUGUGGUGAGGAGUACGUUGCCUGUCUCCCUGACAACAGCUCUGGUGCCAUGGCACUGGUGGCCUUCUCGGUGGCCCAGGAGGGCCCGCUGGUACCCGAGGCCUGCGGUGCCUUCUGCUUCACUCUGGGCCAGGGUCUGGCGGCGCUCUCUGAGCAGGGACUGUGUCUGUGCGGGGCGGCCCAGCCCCGCAAUGUCUCUGCGACCUGUCUGCCCUUCUGCUCUGGUGCCCCGCCACCCCCCGCCUGUGGGGGCCCCACCCUGCUCUCUCAUGUCUUCCCUGCCACCCCGGGGGCCACCCUGGAGGGGCCCCUUGGGGCCCUGGCCGCUGGCCACCCAGCAGCCUUCCGCGUCACCACUCCCCUGCCCAUUGGCUCUAUCUUCUGGGACUUUGGUGACGGCUCCCCUGAGGUGGACGUCACUGGGGCGGCUGCCACGCACCGCUACCUGCUGCCCGGGCGCUAUCAGGUGACAGCCCGGUUGGCCCUGGGAGCCGCCUCAGCCCAGGUGGCCACUCAGGUGUGGGUGGAGGCAGCCCCUGCCGCCCUGCAGCUCCUGUGCCCGUCCCCCGUGCGCAGCAACCAGAGCCUCCAACUCGGCGUCCGAAAUCGGGGCGGCACGGGCCUCACGGCCGCCUACAGCAUCACAGCCCUGGAUGAGGAGCCGGCCCGAGUGGUGCACCCCCUCUGCCCCUCGGACACGGAGAUCUUCCCUGGCAAUGGGCACUGCUACCGCCUGGUGGCGGAGAAGGCGGCCUGGGUGCAGGCACAGGAGCAGUGCCGGGCCUGGGCGGGGGCCGCCCUGGCCAUGGUGGACAGCCCCGCCGUCCAGCGCUUCCUCAUCUCCCACGUCACCAGGAGCCUGGAUGUGUGGAUCGGCUUCUCAGCUGUGGAGGGGGCUGAGGCGGAGGCGGGCAUGGCACCGCAGGGCGAGGCCUUCAGCCUGGAGAGCUGCCAGAACUGGCUGCCUGGGGAGCCGCACCCCGCCACAGCUGAGCACUGCGUGCGGCUCGGGCCCGCUGGCCAGUGCAACACGGACCUGUGCUCGGCACCGCACAGCUACGUCUGCGAGCUGCAGCCUGGGGGCCCCGUGUGGGAUACAGAGAAUGUCCUCAUGGGAGCACCCAGUGGGGACCUGCAGGGACCCCUGAGUCCUUUGGUGCAGCAGGAUGCCCUCGUGGACCCCCAGGGGCCUGUGGAGGUGAUGGUGUUCCCUGGCCUCAGUGUGAGGCGUGAGGCCUUCCUGACUGCAGCUGAGUUUGCGACCCAGGCACUUGGGCGGCCUGCCCAGUUGCGGCUGCAGGUGUUCCGGCCUGCGGGUGGCACAGGGGCCCCGGAAAACAGCAGCGAGCCUGAGAGUGGAUCCCUGGACAAUGGCACAGUGCUGGCUCCCACAUGCAUGCCGGAGGGAAGCUGGUGCCCUGUGGCCAACAUCUGCGUACUGCUGGACACGCCCGGCCCCCCUCGGACCUGCAUCAACGGGUCCAUGCUGGGGCCCGGGCUCUCCAGGGCCGCCUAUGUGCUGUGGAGGGAGUUCCUCGUGUCCGUGCCCACAGGGCCCCCCGCGCAGUACUCGAUCGCCUUCUGGAACCAGGAUGCGCCCCUGCUCCCCGGUGACCUCCUGGCCCUGCAGCAUGACGCUGGCCCAGGUGCCCUCCUGCGCUGUCCUCCUGCCCAAAGGUUCCCUGCCCCCGAGGCCCCCUACCUCUCUGCCAACACCUCGGCUUGGCUGGCCCACCUGCCCACCCAGCUGGAGGAGGCCCCAGUCGGCCCACCCUGUGCACUGCGGCUGCUUGGGGCCACGGAGCGUCUCACGCCCCUGCUGGGCCUGGGCCCCAAACCUGGGCUGCAACGUCCCGGGCGCUAUGAGGUCCGAGCUGUGGUGAGCAAUGGUGUGUCCGUGCACAACCUGUCCUGCAGCUUUGCUGUGGCCUCCCCCUUGGCUGGGCUGCGUGUCGUCUACCCUGCCACCCUUGAUGGCCGUCUCUAUGUGCCCACCAACCGCUCGGCCUUGGUGCUUGCGGUGAACACUGGUGCCAACACCGCGGCCACGGCCCGCUGGCCUGGGGGCAAUGCCAGCGCAUCCUUCGAGGCCACCUGCCCUGCUGUGGUGGACACCCUGGUACCCGGCUGCCCCCGUGAGGCCAACGGCACGCUGUUCUCGGUGCUGGCGCUACCUGGGCUCAGCGAAGGGGAGCACUCUGUGGAGGUGGUGGCCGAGAACAGCGUCAGCCAAGCCCGUCUCAGCCUGCACGUGACGGCCGAGGAGCCCGUGCGUGGCCUCCGUGCCAUGCCCAGCCCUGAGUCCCGCGUGCUGCAGGGUGUCCUGGUGAGGUACAGCCCCGCAGUGGAGGCGGGCUCAGACGUAGUUUUCCGGUGGACCAUUGACGAUAAGCAGUCGCUGACUUUCCACAACGUCGCCUUCAACGUCAUCUACCAGAGCACUGCCAUCUUCAAGCUCUCGCUGACGGCCUCCAACCACGUGAGCAACGUUACCGUCAACUACAACGUCACCGUGGACCGCAUGAACCGGAUGCGGGGGCUACGGGUGUCGGCGGUGCCUGCCGUGCUGCCCCAGAACGCCACGCUGGUGCUUAUGGCUGGCGUGCUGGUGGACUCGGCUGUCGAGGUGGCCUUCCUGUGGACCUUCGGGGACGGAGAGCAGGCGCUGGGCCAGUUCAAGCCUCCGUACAACGAGUCCUUCCCGGUCCUGGAGCCCACGGUGGCCCAGGUGCUGGUGGAGCACAACACCACACACACCUACACCGCCCCAGGUGAUUACAACCUGACCCUGCUUGUGUCCAACGCCUUUGAGAACCUGACGCGGCAGAUACCCAUCCACGUGCGCGCCGCCCUGCCAGCCCUGGCUGUGGGGCUGAGCAGCCAUGUCCUGGUGGCCGGCCGGCCUGUCACCUUCUUCCCAUUGCCCUUGCCCUCGCCUGGGGGCGUCCUAUACACGUGGGACUUUGGGGACGGCUCCCGCAUCAGGCCGCAGAGCAAGCCAGCCAUCAACCACACAUAUGCCACGAGGGGUAUGUACCACGUCCGCUUGGAGGCCAACAAUACGGUGAGCCACACAGCGGCACAGGCCGACAUCCACGUCCUCGAGGAGCCCUGUGGCCUGAGUGUGCGCCUCAGCCCGGCCGUGGAGCAGGGCGCGCUCGUGCAGGUCAGCGCCACGCUGGAGGCGGGCGACAACAUCACUUGGAUCUUCAACAUGGGCGAUGGCACGGUGCUGUCGGGGCCUGAGCCCACCGUGGAGCACGUGUACCUGCGGGCACAGAACUGCACUGUGACCGUGACAGCCGCCAGCCCCGCCGGCCGCCUGGCGCAAAGUCUGCCCGUGCACGUCUUCGUCCUGGAGGUGCUGCGCAUCGAGCCCGCGGGCUGCAUCCCCGCACAGCCCGACGCCCAGCUGACGGCCCAUGUCACCGGAGACCCUGCCCACUAUGUCUUCGAGUGGAUUUUUGGGGACGGCUCACCGAACGCGACCAUCUCUGGGAGCCCAGUGGUGACACACGACUUCACGCGCACAGGCACCUUCCCGCUGGCCCUGGUGCUGUCGAGCCGCGCCAACAAGGCACAGUACUUCACCAGCGUCUGCGUGGAGCCCGAGCUCGGCAACGUCACGCUGUGGCCCGGGAGGCAGUUCCUGCGGCGCGGGGACGUGGCCCGGCUGGAGGCGCACGCCUGGCCCCGCUUUCCCUACCGCUAUGCCUGGGACUGGGGCACCGAGGAUGCCGCCACCCGCCUCGGGGGCCCCGAAGCCGCCCACACUUACCAGGAGGCUGGCUCCUACCUGGUGACAGUCACCGUGUCCAACAAUGUCUCGGUUGGCAACGACUCGGCGGUGGUGGAGGUACAGGAGCCCGUGGCGCUCACGGGCGUCAGGGUCAACGGCUCACACGUGCUGGAGGCGCAGCAGCCGUACCUGUUCACCGUCGCCGGCCACGGCAGCCUCGUCAGCUACCUGUGGGAGCUGGGGGACGGUGGGCAGCUCGAGGGCCCUGCCGUCACCCACGCCUACAACCGCACAGGCGCCUUCACCGUGAGGGUGACCGGCUGGAACGAGGUGAGCCGUGGCGAGGCCUGGCUGAACGUGACUGUGGUGCGGCGGGUGCGGGGGCUCCGUGUCAACGCCAGCCGCACGGUCGUGCCGCUCAACGGCAGCGUCAGCUUCAGCACCACGCUGGAGGCGGGCAGCGACGCACGCUACUCCUGGGUGCUCUGUGACCGCUGCACCCCCAUCCCCGGGGGCCCCACCAUCUCCUACACUUUCCGCUCAGUGGGCACCUUCAACAUCAUCGUCACGGCGGAGAAUGCGGUGGGCGCCGUGCAGGACAGCAUCUUCAUCUACGUGCUGCAGCACAUCGAGGGGCUGCAGGUGGUGGGUGGCGGCAGGGGCAGCUGCUUCCCCACCAACCGCACCCUGCAGCUGCAGGCCGCGGUCCGGGACGGCACCAACAUCUCCUACAGCUGGACCGCCCAGCAGCCUGGGGGCCCCCUGCUGGCUGCCACCGGCAGGGUCUUUUCACUCACUGUGCUUGAGCCUGGCACCUACCUCGUCCAGCUGCGGGCCACCAACAUGCUGGGCAGCGCCAUGGCCAACCGUACCCUGCACUUUGUGGACCCUGUGGGGUUGCUGACUGUGGCUGCCGCCCCCAACCCGGCUGCCAUCAACGAGAGCGUCACCCUGGCUGCCGAACUCACAGGCGGCGGUGGCGUCGCGUUCACCUGGGGCCUGGCGGGGGGGCUGCGCUGGGUGACCUUGGGGCCGGCCACGACCCAUGCCUUCACCAGCCCUGGCCUGCACCUGGUCACGGUUGUGGCUGAGAAUGCACUGGGUGCAGUCAACGCCACUGUCGGGGUGGCGGUGCAGGCGCCUGUUGUGGGCCUGGGCAUCCGGGCCGGUGAGCCAGACUGCAGCUUCGUGGCAGCUGGCUCCGUUGUGCCCUUCUGGGGCCAGCUGGCUGCCGGCACCAACGUGAGCUGGAGUUGGGCAGUGCCGGGGGGCCACAGGCUGCAGGGCCAGCACGUGGCCGUGGCCUUCCCCGAGGCUGGCACCUUCUCUGUUCAGCUCAACGCUUCCAAUGCAGUCAGCUGGGCAGUGGCCGUGCACAACCUCACAGUGGAGGAGCCUGUGGUGGGCCUGGUGCUGUGGGCCAGCAGCAAGGUGGUGGAGCCCGGGCAGUCGGUCGACUUCCAGGUGCUGCUGGCUGCUGGUUCGGGCGUGGUGCUGCGCCUGCAGGUGGGCGGGGCCGACCCCGAGCUGCUCGCCGGGCUACGCUUCUCGCGCAUCUUCCCGCGUGCCGGGGACUACGUGGUGGGCGUGCAGGCCGAGAACCACGUGAGCCGGGCGCAGGCACAGGUGCGUGUGGCCGUGCUGGAGGCUGUGGGCGGGCUGUGGAUGCCACACUGCUGCGCACCAGGCGUGCCCACAGGGGCCGAGCAGAACUUCACGGCCCGUGUGCGGCACGGCUCCCGCGUCCAGUACGCCUGGUACUUCUCACUGCAGAAGGUGCAGGGCGACUCGCUGGUUAUCCUGUCGGGCCGCGACGUCACCUACACACCUGUGGCUGCGGGGCUGCUUGAGGUCCAGGUGCGUGCCUUCAACGAGCUGGGCGGCAUCAACCUCACGCGCUGGCUCGAGGUGCAGGACGUCAUCCAGCACGUGGCGCUGCACAGUGACCGCUGCUUCGCCAACCGCUCGGCCCGCUUCGAGGCCUCCGCCAGUCCCAGCCCACGGCGUGUGGUCUUCCGCUGGGAUUUCGGGGACGGGGCCCUGGGACAGGCAACGGCGGAGCCCUGGGCCACCCACGCCUACCUGCAGCCCGGGGACUACCGUGUGCAGGUGAACGCGUCCAACCUGGUCAGCUUCUUCGUGGCGCAGGCGGCAGUGACGGUGCACGUGCUGGCCUGCGAGGAGCCCGAAGUGGAUGUGGCCCUGCCCCCACAGGUGCUGAUGCGCCGUUCCCAGCGGAACUACCUGGAGGCCCACGUCGACCUGCGUGGCUGCGUCACCUACCAGACCGAGUACCGCUGGGAGGUGUACCGCACCACCAGCUGCCGGCGGCCUGGGCGUGCCACCCGCCUGGUCCUGCCUGGCGUGGACACGAGCCGGCCACAGCUGGUGGUGCCGCGGCUGGCGCUGCCUGUGGGCCACUACUGCUUCGUGUUCGUGGUGUCGUUUGGGGACACGCCACUUGCGCGCAGCAUCCAGGCCAACGUGACGGUGGUCCCCGAGCGCCUGGUGCCCAUCAUCGAGGGCGGCUCGUACCGCGUGUGGUCAGACACGCGGGACCUGGUGCUGGACGGGAGCCGAUCUUAUGACCCCAACCUGGAGGACGGUGACCAGACACCGCUCAGCUUCCACUGGGCCUGUGCCGCCGCCUCCCAGAGUGAGGCCGGUGGGUGUGUGCUGAACUUCGGACCCCGCGGGAGCCCUGUGGUCACCAUCCCCCGUGAGCGGCUGGAGGCUGGUGUGGAGUACACCUUCGACCUGACCGUGUGGAAGGCUGGCCGGAAGGAGGAGGUGACCAACCAGACGGUGCUGAUCCGGAGUGGGCGGGUUCCCAUCGUGUCCCUGGAGUGCGUGUCCUGCAAGGCACAGGGUGUGUACGAAGUGAGCCGCAGUUCCCACCUGUACCUGGAGGGGCGGUGCCUCAACUGCAGCCGUGGCUUCAAGCAGGGGCGCUGGGCGGCACGCACCUUCAGCAACCAGACGCUCGUGCUGGACGAGACCACCACGUCGACGGGCAGCGCGGGCAUGCGGCUGGUGGUGCGGCGCGGGGUGCUGCGCGACGGGGAGGGCUACGUCUUCACGCUCACGGUGCUGGGCCGCUCAGGCGAGGAGGAGGGCUGUGCCUCCAUCCGCCUCUCCCCCAACCGGCCGCCGCUGGGUGGCUCCUGCCGCCUCUUCCCGCUGGACGGUGUGCGCGCCCUCACCACCAAGGUGCACUUCGAAUGUGUGGGUUGGCGUGACGUGGAGGACGCAGACGCCCCACUGCUGUACGCCCUGUGGCUACGGCGCUGUCGCCAAGGCCAGUGUGAGGAGUUCUGCGUCUACAAGGGCAGCCUGCCAGCCUACGGGGCGGUGCUGCCGCCCGGCUUCCCGCCGCGCUUUGCCGUGGGCCUGGCCGUGCUCGUGCAGGACCAGCUCGGCGCCGCUGUGGUUGCCCUCAACAGGUCCCUGGACAUCACACCCCCUGAGCCCCCUGGCGGCCCUGUGGGCCUCACGCCCUGGCUGCACAGCCUAACGGAGAGCAAGCUGCCUGGGCUGCUGCGGCAAGCCGACCCCCAGCACGUCAUCGAGUACUCGCUGGCCCUCGUCACUGUGCUCAAUGAGUACGAACAGACCCCGGCAGCCGCGGCGGAGCCCACCCACGAGCGGCAGCUGCGUGCUCAGAUGCGCAGGAACAUCACAGAGACCCUGGUGUCCCUGCGAGUGGACACGGUUGACGACAUCCAGCAGAUUGCGGCCACGCUGGCCCAGUGCACGGUGUCCAGCAGGGAGCUGGUGUGCCAGCCCUGCCUGAAGAAGACGCUGCACAAGCUGGAGGCCAUGAUGCGUGUUCUGCAGGCCGAGACCACUGAGGGCACCGAGACACCCACCGCCAUCGCUGACAGCAUCCUCAACAUCACGGGCGACCUCAUCCACCUGGCCAGUGUGGACGUGCAGAGCCCACCGCCGGGGGAGCCGGGUGUGCUGGGGGCGGCGCGGCCUGCGCUGCUGGUGGCCUCCCGGGCUUACAACCUGUCCUCGGCACUCAUGCGCAUCCUCAUGCGUUCCCGCGUGCUCAACGAGGAGCCCCUGACGCUGGCCGGUGAGGAGAUCGUGGCCCAGGGCAAGCGCUCGGACCCACUGAGUCUGCUGUGCGCGGGCCACUCUGCAGGCCCCGACUGCCACUUCUUCAUCCCCGCCGCCUUCAGUGGGGUGCUGGCCGGCCGCAGCGACGUAGUGCAGCUCAUCCUCCUCGUCGACUCCAACCCCUUCCCCUUCGGCUACAUCAGCAACUAUACCGUGUCCACCAAGGUAGCCUCCAUGGCCUUCCAGACCCAAGCCGGCGCCCAGAUCCCCAUUGAGCGGCUGGCCUCCGAGCGUGCCAUCACUGUCACGGUGCCCAGCAACACCGGCCUGGUCGGCCCAGGCCACAGUGUGCCCGCCGCUGCCACUGCCAUCAUCCCGCCACAGGCCUCGGUCAGCGCCGAGGUUGCCCCGGAGAGCAGCAACCCUGCGGCCAGGCUGCACCUGCAGCUCACGUUCACAGUGCUCGACGAGAGCUAUCUAUUGGAGGAGCCUGAACCCUACCUGGCCGUGUACCUGCACGUGGCGGCCCAGCCCAAUGAGCACAACUGCUCGGCCAGCCGGCGGAUCAGUCUGCAGGCACUGGCGGGCGAGGACCACAGGCCCUAUACCUUCUUCAUCGCCCCGGGGACCGGAGAGCCGGGCGGGAGUUACCACCUGAACCUGACCAGCCACUUCCGCUGGUCGGCACUAGAGGUGUCUGUGGCCGUGUACACGUCGCUGUGCCAGUACUUCAGCGAGGAGGACAUGGCGUGGCGCACGGAGGGCAUCGUGGCUCUGGAGGAGACCUCGCCCAGCCAGGCCGUCUGCCUCACCCGCCACCUCACCGCCUUCGGUGCCAGCCUCCUCGUGCCCCCCAGCCGCGUCAGCUUCGUCUUCCCUGAGCCGGCCGCGGGCAUGAACUACGUGGUCCUGCUGACGUGUGCCGUGUGUCUGGUGACCUACGCGGCCAUGGCUGCGGUCUUGCGGAAGCUAGACCAGCUGGACACGCGCCGGGUCCGUGUUAUCCCGUUCUGCGGGAAGGCCGGCCGCUUCAAGUACGAGAUCCUAGUCAAGACCGGCUGGGGCCGAGGCUCAGGCACCACAGCACACGUGGGCAUCAUGCUGUAUGGGGUGGACAGCCGCAGCGGCCACCGGCACCUGGACGGGGAUGGGGCCUUCCACCGCAACAGCUUGGACAUCUUCCAGAUUGCCACGCCCCACAGCCUGGGCAGCCUGUGGAAGAUCCGCGUGUGGCAUGACAACAAAGGGCUCAGCCCCGCCUGGUUCCUACAGCACAUCAUUGUCCGGGACUUGCAGAGCGCCCGCAGCACCUUCUUCCUGGUCAAUGACUGGCUGUCGGUGGAGACGGAGGCCAAUGGGGGCCUGGUGGAGAAGGAGGUGCUGGCGGCAAGCGACGCGGCCCUGCGGCGGUUCCGGCGCCUUCUGGUGGCCGAGCUGCAGCGUGGCUUCUUCGACAAGCACAUCUGGCUCUCGCUGUGGGACCGGCCGCCACGCAGCCGCUUCACUCGCGUCCAGCGGGCCACCUGCUGCGUCCUCCUGCUCUGCCUCUUCCUGGGUGCCAAUGCAGUGUGGUACGGGGUCGUGGGAGAUGCUGCCCACAGCGCACAACUCGUGUCCAGUGUGAUCCCGCUGAGCGUCGACACGCUCGCUGUCGGGCUGGUGUCCAGCGUGGUCGUCUACCCCGUCUACCUGGGCAUCCUGUUUCUCUUCCGGAUGUCCCGGAGCCAGGUGGCCGGGGGCCCGAGCCCCACCCCCACUGGGCAACAGGUGUUGGACAUCGACAGCUACCUGGACUCGUCUGUGCUGGACAGCUCCUUCCUCACCUUCUCAGGGCUCCGUGCUGAGGUCUUUGCUGAACAAAUGAGAAAUGACUUAUUUCUGGAUGAUUCUAAAAGCCUGGUGUGCUGGCCAUCCAGUGAGGGCUCGCUCAGCUGGCCAGACCUACUCAGCGACCCAGCCAUCAUGGGCAGCACCCUGCAACGGCUGGCUCGGGGCCUGCCAGGCCGCAUGCUGGGCCUGGAGGAGGACGGGCUCUCCCUGGUCAGCCCCUCCUCACCCGCCAAAUACUUCUCGGCUUCAGAUGAAGACCUGAUCCGCCAGAUCCUGGCAGAAGGAGCCAGCAGCCUGGCGCCCACCCAGGACACCCAGGUGGACACGGACCUGCUCGCCAGCCUGUCCAGUGCUCCUGGAGAGAGGACCGAGGCACCGAUGCUGCACAGACGCGAGGAUAAAGGACCACCUGCCCCGGGCCUGGGGUGGGAUGAGCCCUCCUCGGCCAAGCUCUGCUGCACAGGCCUGGUGGAGGGUCCGCGGAAGCGCCUGCUGCCGGCUUGGUGCGCCCGCCUGGCCCACGGGCUUAGCCUGCUCCUGGUGGCGCUGUCUGUGGGCCUCUCGGGCUGGGUUGGUGCUGGCUUCCCCCCCAGCGUCAGCGUCAUGUGGCUGCUGUCCAGCAGCUCCAGCCUCCUUGCUUCGUUCCUGGGCUGGGAACCACUCAAGGUCCUGCUGGAGGCCCUGUACUUCUCGCUGGUGGCCAAGCGGCUGCACCCCGACGAGGACGACACGCUGGUGGAGAGCCCAGCCGUGACGCCCGUGAGCGAGCGUGUGCCCCGCGUUCGGCCCCCGCACGGCUUUGCACUCUUCCUGGCCAAGGAGGAGGCCCGCAAGGUCAAGAGGCUGCACCGGGUGCUGCAGAACCUCCUGGUGUACAUGCUUUUCCUGCUGGUGACGCUGCUGGCCAACUACGGGGACGCCUCGUGCCACGGCCAUGCCUACCGCCUGCAGAGCGCCAUCAAGCAGGAGCUGGACAGCCAAGCCUUCCUGGCCAUCACCCGUUCGGACGAGUUCUGGCCAUGGAUGUCCCACGUGCUCCUCCCCUACAUCCAUGGGAACCAGUCCAGCCCCGAGCUGGGGCCCCCGCGGCUGCGGCAGGUGCGGCUGCAGGAAGCUCCCUGCCCAGAGCCCCCAGGCUCAGGCACCCGCCCCUGCUCAGCCACAGGGGACUUCAGCACCAGUGACUACGGUGUUGGCUGGGAGCACGCUGCCCGCAACAGCUCCGGGACGUGGGCCUACUCGGCACCCGACCUGUUAGGAGUCUGGCACUGGGGUGCCUGCGCCGUGUACGACAGCGGGGGCUACAUGCAGGAGCUGGGGCUGAACCUGGAGGAGAGCCGUGCACAACUGGACUUCCUGCAGCGGCACGGCUGGGUGGACAACAGGAGCCGCGCCGUGUUUGUGGAGCUCAUGCGCUACAGCCCGGCCGUGGGGCUGCACGCCGCCGUCACACUGCGCCUCGAGUUCCCUGGGGCCGGCCAGGCAGUGGCCUCCCUCAGCGUCCGUCCCUUCACCCUGCAGCGCCUUAGCACAGGCCUGUCUCUGCAGCUGCUCACCUCGGUGAGCCUUCUACUGUUCGCACUGCACUUCUUGGCGGCCGAGGCCCGGGCGUGGAGGAGAGAGGGGCGCAGGCGCGUGGUGAGGCCUGGGGCCUGGGUGCGAGGGCUGCUGGCUGUGCUGGCGGCCGCCGCGGCGCUCGUGCGCCUGGCCCAGCUGGGUGCUGCUGACCGCCAGUGGGCCCGCUUCGUGGGUGGUCGCCUGCGCCACUUCAUCAGCUUUGAGCAGGUGGCACAGCUGAGCACUGUGGCCCGCGGCCUGGCCGCAUCGCUGCUCUUCGUGCUCCUGGUCAAGGCUGCCCAGCAGCUGCGCUUCGUGCGCCAGUGGUCGGUUUUUGGCAAGACGCUGUGCCGGGCCCUGCCAGAGCUCGUGGGUGCAGUCGUGGCCCUGGUGGUGCUCGCCGUGGCCUACACCCAGCUGGCCGUUCUGCUGGUCUCCUCCGGCGCAGAAACACUGCGCAGUGCUGCCCGGGCCCCGCUGGUGCUGUGCCCCAUGGUGGGGGGCCCCGCCCUGUGCCUGGCCGAGCCUUGGCGCCUGCCGCCGCUGCUGUGCACGGGGCUCUGGGCGCUGCGUCUGUGGGGUGCCCUGCGGCUGGGUGCCAUCCUUCUACGCUGGCACUACCACGCCCUGCACGGUGAGCUCUACCGGCCGGCCUGGGAGCCGCAAGACUACGAGAUGGUGGAGCUGUUCGUGCGCCGGCUGCGCCUCUGGAUGGGCUUUAGUAAGGUCAAGGAGUUCCGCCACAAAGUCCGCUUCGAGGGCAUGGAGCCACUGCCCUCACGCUCGUCCAGGGACUCCAAGUCAUCCCCUGAUGCGCCCCCGCCCAGCGCUGGCUCAGAUGCCUCGCGCCCCUCCACCUCCUCCAGCCAGCUGGACGUGGGCCUGGUCCGGCCGGGGCUGCGGGGGGAGCCCGAGCCCUCCCGCCUGCAUGCCGUCUUCGAGGCCCUUCUGGCCCAGUUUGACCGACUCAACCAGGCCACCGAGGACGUGUACCAGCUGGAGCGGCGGCUGCAGGGCCUACGCGGCCGCAGGGGCAACAGGCCCCCCGCUUCACCUCCUCCUGGCCCCCGGCCAGCUCUGCCCGGCCGCCUGGCCCGGGCCAGCCGAGGCAUUGGCCUGGCCACAGGCCCCAGCAAAGUGUCCCUGUGGGCCAAGAACAAGGUGCGCCCCAGCAGCACUUAG
Messenger RNA from Trichechus manatus latirostris (Florida manatee), 12921 nucleotides. RefSeq names its product polycystin 1, transient receptor potential channel interacting (gene PKD1). Gene Ontology annotation, molecular function: protein binding; monoatomic cation channel activity. Gene Ontology annotation, biological process: kidney development; calcium ion transport. Gene Ontology annotation, cellular component: plasma membrane. The record is from RefSeq and is a predicted model, not a curated record. The transcript is spliced from 46 exons. The coding region runs from base 1 to 12921 and encodes 4306 amino acids. NCBI's taxonomy places the organism in Eukaryota, Metazoa, Chordata, Mammalia, Sirenia, Trichechidae.